Molecule: messenger RNA, 1938 nt
Organism: Brachypodium distachyon (stiff brome)
Lineage: Eukaryota; Viridiplantae; Streptophyta; Magnoliopsida; Poales; Poaceae
Product: SWI/SNF complex subunit SWI3B
Exons: 6
Coding region: 179-1672 (497 amino acids)
Molecular function (GO): protein binding
Source: RefSeq, a predicted model, not a curated record
GGUGGUACUAAACCCGCAGCUUGCUCCGUGUCGAUGUGCGUAGUUGGGCUCGUAUGGAAAUUCCCUAGAGGCCCAAAAAAGGGAUAUAAGGGCUAAAGCCCAGAUAUCUGGCUUCGGAGGAAACAAACCCGGAGCUUCUCUUUCCCUGAAAAAAAACGGAGAUUCAGCCUCGCCUCCGAUGGCCACACCGCCGGCGGCCACCGCCACCAAUUCCGCGCCAACGCCACCGAAGCCUCCGUACAAGGCUCCACCGUUUUCUCAGCCCCCUUCCACCGCUGGCGCUGGCAAGACGGAGACCCCUGCCGCCUCCACCUCGACCGCCGCCGCCGCCGUAGUCGCAGCAGUCGCCGCCACGGGAGCUGCAGCCGAGGAGCCAUCGUACAUCAUCACCGUCCCUAGCUACUCAGCGUGGUUCUCGUAUGACAGCGUCAGCGACACGGAGCGCCGCCUCAUGCCGGAGUUCUUCCAAGGGGAGGCUGCGGCGGCCUCUGGAUCCCGCGGCCCCGAAGCAUACAAGUACUACCGUGACACCCUUGUGAAGAGGUUUCGGGUCAGGCCAGAGCGGCGGCUCACUCUCACCGAGGCCAGGCGGGGCCUUAUCGGCGACAUUGGUUCUGUGCGCCGUGUGUUUGAUUUCCUCGAGGAAUGGGGGCUCAUCAACUAUGGUGUUUCGCUGCCAGGAGUGAAGCAGGGGAGAGAUAAGAGGGAGGAGCCGGUGGCACCUCAGUCUUCAUUGCCUGCUGGGGUAUCAGCACCUAAGAAGCUUUGCAUAGGGUGCCGCACCGUCUGCGGACAAGCCUAUUUCACCUGUGAAAAGGCAGAUAUAACUAUCUGUUGUAGAUGUUAUGUGCGUGCCAACUACCGACCUGGUCUUACUCCAGCUGACUUCAAGAAAGUUGAAACUAGUGAAGAUGCAAAAUCUGAUUGGACAGACAAGGAAACUCUUCAUCUGCUUGAGGCCGUCAUGCAAUAUGGAGAAGACUGGAAGAAGAUUUCCGAGCAUGUUGGCAGUCGAUCCGAGAAAGACUGCAUUGCUAGACUCUUAAGAUUACCUUUUGGAGAACAGUUCAUGGGACCUAAGGAGGACAAAAUGCAGUUUGAGACCGAUGAUGAUAUUACUGAUGAAUCUAGAGCAGAGAUCUCAAAACGAGUUCGUCUCACGCCACUGGCAGAUGCUAGUAAUCCAAUUAUGGCUCAGGUUGCGUUCUUGUCGGCCAUUGUUGGUUCAGAUGUUGCUACAGCAGCAGCUCAAGCAGCUAUUUCUGCGCAGUCCCAGGUUGAUGAGACAAAUGAUAGCCCAGCUGAUUCCUCAAUUGGCAGCCCCAAGGAAGAAGUGUCCUCUGCAGAAUCUUGUUACACAAAUGGGUUUUCAGCCAACGAUUUGCUCAAAGAGGCAUCUGCUAAUGCACGAGUGCAACUUGAAAAGGAACGGAAGGAUAUAGAGCAAUCUUUAUCCGAUAUAGUGGAUGUGCAGAUGAAGGAAAUCCAAGCUAAGAUAUGCCGUUUUGAACAGAAGGAGCUGCUGAUGGAGAAAGAGAGGCAGCAGCUCCAUUAUUUACAGAAAUUGCUUUUCGCCGAUCAACUUGCGGUUGUGCAGCAUCAGUGCAGACCCCAUGCUGUGACUGCUGAGAACGAGGCUGAUGAGAAUCCUAAACCUGUUCUCACAAGCUAAAAUCAGAUCAACUUUCUCCGAUACCAUGGGAGUGCUGUGAGAAUUGUAACUAUGUUCCUCUUAUGUCAACAUGGGACAUCAGUAUUGCUGGAUUCCUUAACUAAAUUUCAUCUCCUCUAUUGAUGUAUCUGUAGUAUAUUAUGUUUGUUCGUGCAUGCAUCAGCCAAUGAACUGAGGAUGUCUACAAAAUUUCUUGAUAGCACAACUAAUGAAAUUUUGAAAAUGGUGUUCUUUCUCGUCCAAGUAAUGAAUAAAAAUAUGGGCUA